UGGAGUGUUUGAGUACACAUGGAAGGAACUUUCAAUUUGGCUGGAACACUUGGAUAAUACAAAAGAAGACCAGAAGGAAGCAGUGAUUCAGUUUUUGGAAAGGGUAACCGUGUUCAAAUUAGCUGGAUAAACAACGCAAAGAACAGUGUUAGUGGAAACUAGAGAUUUUGUUGCUAUUGUUGAGAAACCUGUCAAAUAGCAGUGAGUGAAUUCUGAGAAAAGCAUUGUUUGGGAUUCUUUAUACAAAGGUGGCAUUGUUCUUGUCUUCAGUGGGAGGGACAGCAAAAUGAUGAGUGGGAAAAUUAAAUCCAAAAAGAUCCGUUGUUAUGACAGCAUUUAUUGUUGGUAUAAGGAUAGAGUGUUGUAUGUGUGGAUAGCUUUUAUCUCCUCUUUAGGUGCCAAAAUUAUCAGACCUCAGUAAAAUGUGAUCUUUUACAAGGAAAGCUGACACUUCCUGUUUACUCUUCAGGAUGUUGAAUGCCCAGUGCUUCAUUUCCAGUGCGGUCUUCCCAGGGACUCAGUCUGUGGUAGCAAUCUAGAUGCCAAAUUGCAGUGGACAUUUAUCUUUUCCAUCAGUGUCCCCUGUAGAGCAGGAAUCGUGGACGGAAUCCUGCAGAAGUAAUAUGGAACUUGUCCUCCUAAAACCUGCCCAGCUUCCAACCACUUCUAGCACAUGGUCUUUCUUAGCAACAGAUGGUUCCCCUGCACUUGACAGCUGGUGCACUUACUUUUCUCCCCACCUUUGCUGACAGAUCCUUCUGAAGCUGGUGACAAAGCCCUAUCCCUACACAGACAAGGCAGCAGACGUGGUUCAGGAAGCCAGCAUGCUCCAGGUUGCUAUGUUUAAACAGGACUCUGAUAACAUCAGCAUCCCUGUCUCUCACAUUGAUGAUGUCCUGGAUAUGGUGGAUGUUCUGAUCGAGGGCAGUGAUGGCUUCGAUGAAGAAAUUGGGUUCUCUUUAAAUGAAGACAUGAUUAUCCAAACAUUUCCUUUCAGUGCUGUUGUCCCUGCUGCAUUAGAAGCCAGGAAUAUACUGUUGCUUCAGUCUGAACAUGGAACAGGAGCACACAUUGUGGAGUACCUUGUUGCUGUUUUCACUGACCUCCUGCACUCUCAGAGAGAACCCCUUGCUCUCUGCUUCAUGUUCCAGCUCUAUGAGAAAGGUCUCAAGUCCCUGAAAGUUGCUAAAUGUCCUCAGCUCUACCAGUUUAACAGAUACCAUAAACUCUGGAUACCCAAGCGAUCCCAGGAACCUGUGGUACAAAAUACUUGAAGUCACUGAAUUCUUAAACCAGUA
Messenger RNA from Pyrgilauda ruficollis (rufous-necked snowfinch), 1298 nucleotides. Its product is annotated as nucleolar pre-ribosomal-associated protein 1-like. The record is from RefSeq and is a predicted model, not a curated record. The coding region runs from base 825 to 1274 and encodes 149 amino acids. Gene Ontology annotation, cellular component: nucleolus. The transcript has 3 exons. Gene Ontology annotation, biological process: maturation of 5.8S rRNA from tricistronic rRNA transcript (SSU-rRNA, 5.8S rRNA, LSU-rRNA); maturation of LSU-rRNA from tricistronic rRNA transcript (SSU-rRNA, 5.8S rRNA, LSU-rRNA). NCBI's taxonomy places the organism in Eukaryota, Metazoa, Chordata, Aves, Passeriformes, Passeridae.